AUGACUGGACUCAACAUUCAUCUCGACGGGAGCGUGGGCUGUUUCUUCGCCGGUAUCCUCCUCUCGGGCGUAUUGUAUGGGUGCACCUGUGCGCAGGUUCUCUAUUAUAUCAAGGAAUAUCCCAAAGACUCCAAAGGACUCAAGCUCUUGGUGGCUUUCGUAUGGGCGCUGGACACGGCAACUACGAUAGAGAAUGGCCAGGUUCUUUGGUACUUCACGAUUUCCAGUCAUCAGAACCCAGCAGCACUCGAAUUUGCACCACCGUCGUUCAGGGCACAAUACAGUCUCUCGGCGAUCUCUGUGUUCGUGGUUCAAUGCCACUACUUGUCCACCAUCUGGCGCCUGCUAGUGGAGAAGUGGUAUAGGCUUCCGAUGUUGUCGACCAUUCUAUUGAUAUCUGUCAUUUCUCUGGCAUGCGGCCUUGCCGACGUGUAUAUUACUACUUCAAAUAACUAUGUACCAAUCGCCUUUGCCCGCGUCAAGAUUCCCGCCUAUUUGCAGACCAUCGCAGCCUGCGUCACAGAUGUCUUCAUCACCAUAGCGCUCUGCUGGAUUUUGCGCGGCAAACGAACAGGUCUCGCACAGUCGGAGAGCCGCAUCUGGUGGUUGACGUUUUCAAUGGUCAAUCGGGGCGUCCUGACUGCCGUUCUACAAAUCGUAGUGCUUGUAACUUAUGCAGCCCUUGAGAACAGCAAUGUUCUCCUAUGGCUGGUGUUCCACUUCCCAGGAACGCAGAUCUACACGAACUCGCUCCUCGCUGUUCUCAACGUCAGGCACUUCGUGCUCGAGAGCAAGCGCACGAAGUUCCCAUCUUUGAAGUCGGCGAUACCGUUGUCGAAGGUUAAGCGUGCAGCAGCAGCAGCUCCCGACUUCGCUGGCAGUGGCAGCUACAGCAGUCAGCAGCAUCAGCAGUCCGUGCUGCCGACGGUAAUCACAAUCUCAACUGAUAUCAUUCGCGACCAAGAGGUGCACGCCGCAAAUGAUACCGCCGCGGGCUACGUAAAGUCGACCGCUUGGUGAGGAUCUAGUGCGACGGGCUUCACGGCGCGGGCAUCAGCUCCUCCUCUACGAAGCCGCUGGCCUCCGCCCCUUCGCUUGACGAAGUCGCCUAGAACAGAAUACGGGAAACGGCACGUUUACGAGAGGGGAGCUAGAUGGCGGGAAGACGGACUUGUCAGGAUGUCCCCGUGGGCAAGGCGCCGCAUCGGUUCCUGGGAAGUCGGCAAGCUGACUGUGAUACCUCAUCGUCGGUGACCAAUUGGAACCAUCCUUCUCCUCCUCACCCUCCUCCUCCUCAUCUGUCAUCUGUCGAGUGCCAAAAGUUGCUGUACUGUUAUCCCCACUAGUAUUGGUGGGUAAUUGAUACCACCUAGUUCGCGCUCUCUACGGCUGUAGAAGUGACCAGUCAACCUUUGGCUCAACGUUCAGUAAAUGGCCAUCCUUUGCGCAAGCUGUAGAAGCGGACAGCAGUCGCACAUUACGGGUGCGAUACUGUCUCUGCAUGAAGCCC
Rhodofomes roseus is the source of this 1510-nucleotide messenger RNA. RefSeq lists its product as uncharacterized. The record is from RefSeq and is a predicted model, not a curated record. The transcript is spliced from 19 exons. NCBI's taxonomy places the organism in Eukaryota, Fungi, Basidiomycota, Agaricomycetes, Polyporales, Fomitopsidaceae. The coding region runs from base 1 to 1020 and encodes 339 amino acids.